Molecule: messenger RNA, 2694 nt
Organism: Cloeon dipterum
Lineage: Eukaryota; Metazoa; Arthropoda; Insecta; Ephemeroptera; Baetidae
Exons: 9
Coding region: 175-1920 (581 amino acids)
Molecular function (GO): interleukin-17 receptor activity
Source: RefSeq, a predicted model, not a curated record
UAUGUUGGCUCGUUUGUUGUUGACGCAACGCAGAACAGACGAACACCACUAUCACGAACAAGGAAAAGUUGAUGAAGGAAGGCGAAAGUCUUACUACUUGGUGGAAAUUAUGUUGUGACCUGCACCCCGCUUGACCUAUAGCGUGAAAUCAAACAGAGAGUUCGCUUCGUGAAGAUGGACUUCAAAGUUGUUUGGAAAAUCGUGUUGAUUUUCUUUCACUACUUCCUUCUUGCACGAUCCCAUUCGGACAAAUACUGCCAAGGACUGACAGAGUACGACUGUACAGAAGAACUAUUCGACACAGAAAACAAAGGGAAUUGCAUUUUGAAAAAAGUUAACGAAUCGGGCGCAACAGAUAAUAGAGAUUGUAAAACACUGUCUCUAAGAGGAAACUCCAACGAUGCUUUGGGAACCAUUAAUUUAAAACCAUACCAUCAUGGAACUCAAGAUACUUCUCAUUUGACUGCAUACAACUUAACAUUUUCAAACAUCAAAUGGACCAGCGCAGUCUUACGAUUCACCUGGGAAUCUAAUGGUAUAGAAGGGAAGUUUUGUCGAAAGUUUGAGAUAGUUGGAGAUGUAUUGCCGGGCAAGGAGCUCUUCUAUGACUGCAACUUUUUUGGAGAACCCAUGCAGAAUAAAGUUGUGAAAUUAGAGGUGAUGAUGGAGCGAGGCAAACAGCGAAGCUUAAAGAAGUUGACUUUUAAAGUUCAGCCCUAUGAAAGUCUAGAGCAAGAAAUGAGGAGAGACGCUGACACUGCAUCGUGGCAAGUUUUCGCAUACGUUGACAUUUCAUCAGAGAAAACCAAAAUUGUGAAUAUUGGCUACAACAAUAAGUUUGGUCCAUUGCAGUUCAAAGUGACAGCCAAUGGAUCAAGUGACAACGUUGUAAAAAUGAGCGAUAACGUCACUGGCUCUACAUCGGUCUCGUUUCAAUCGUCUGAACUCUAUUUGCCAGUCAAUUUUAUCAUCCAACCCAUGAAUGGCAAAUGUAAGGGUGAGUGCCAAAGCGUCACAACACCCAUCAUUGAUAAUGAGCCACCCUCAUAUUCGUUUGUGAUUUUCUCCGUCAUUCCAUUCCUCCUGGUUCUUGCGCUGCUUGCUUUCUUGGUGCUUGUGUUCUUGCCAACCAAACGGAAAUAUCAGCUGAUUGGUAUUCCAAGGCCGACCGUCUUGAUCAUGUACAAAGCAAACCACGACUUUCACUCUGCACUGGUUGAACAACUAGCCAACUUUUUGACGAAAAAGAAUAUGGAUGUGCUCCUAGAUACCCAAGAAAUAGCUAAACUCAGUGAUCCUGAUCCCUCAAGAUGGGCGUCUAAUGCAAUCGAAGGAGCCGACGUGAUUCUCAUCGUUAGCAGUCCGUCCUGCUGUCCGAAUCGGAAGGAUGGUAUUUACGGCCGACAAGUGUAUGACCUCAUGGAAAGAGAAAUCCGGAAUAAUACAACCAAGGAGGGGUGUCGCUUGGCCAGAAUACUCUUGCCUUACUGCUCGAAAAAUGACUUCUCUGCCGCGAUGAAUUACCCCAUCUUCAGCGUUCCCAAUGAAAUGACUAAACUCAUCAACUUUGUGCACAAACUCAAUGACUCGGUGUGCAGGAUUGUUCUGCCGUUCACAGCCAGGGAAAAUCAAGAUUUAAUUGAUCUGAGCAGAAAAAUCUACCUGUGCCAGCAACGCAUGGAGGCGCAUGAGGUGCUGGAUGAUGACAAGGGAAGCAUGUUCACACUAGAUCUGACCCACGAUCUAUCGCCCGACAAAUGUUCGGUGGGAGAUAAGUCUGUGGAAACUGUUUGCACUGAUGUAAAAGAAGACAGCCUGUAUCCUAAUAUGAGGCUGCUUAAUCUGGAAGGAAGACAAGAUGAUGAGGAAACAACUCGUCUUACUAGCAGACCUGAUAUUGAAAAACUGCAGCAUUUGUAAGAAGGAUAUUGUGGUUUUUGUUAUUGUGGUCUCCUGGCUUUGAAGUGAUUUGAGCCUAAAUUUCAGUAGCCAUGCAAACGCCAUGCCAAAAGUACUUAUAUGUAUUUUGUCGAACAAUAUGAUUUUGUAACUACUAUUUCGUCUUAAGUAAAAAAUUAUUAAAUAUUAUUUCAAAGCGUCUCAGCUGAAAUGCGUGCUAUAAUUCAUAAAAAAACUUUGAAAAAAUCAUCAGAUCACAUUCAAUUUACGUGUAUUAGCUAAUACUUGUUUUAUUAAAUCUCAAACACUAAAAUUAUGGAAAUGAAACCAAUGAAUUGUUUUUAAAAUAGAGAAAAGUGUUCUUAUUUUUUGUGAUUUUACACAUGACUAUUUGCAAUAUCAGCGCCUAAUUUAAACAUCCCGCAACCAACUCAAUUAAAAAUGUCCACGGUUAUUGGCAAAGCUAUCUGUCCCUUAAAAUUAUUACACGAAAUAAAAAAAUGAAUAAAUAUUCAUUAUAUUUUCUCAUUUUACAUGUAUACGCCAAUAUCCAUUCUACAAAUCAACAAUUCCUCGUUAUUAUGUGCAAUGCUUAGUUGUAAAUAAAUCUUUUUGUAAUGUGAAAUGAAUAUUUUUGUGAAUGCUCACAGUCUGUGUCGCAUCCUAACUUUUUCAGUGGAUCAAACUUAUGUGUUGGAGGUACUUUUAAACUGUUUUUAUGUUGUCAGUGAGAUGUGUCUAAUGUUUGAAUAAUUUGUGUACAGGCAAGAACUAAAUAUGUAUCGAGGUCUUUAA